Caenorhabditis remanei is the source of this 678-nucleotide messenger RNA. RefSeq lists its product as uncharacterized. Bases 1 to 678 code for a protein of 225 amino acids. The transcript has 3 exons. NCBI's taxonomy places the organism in Eukaryota, Metazoa, Nematoda, Chromadorea, Rhabditida, Rhabditidae. The record is from RefSeq and is a predicted model, not a curated record.
AUGGCUCUGAUAAAUGAAAAAUACGAAUGCUCAAAGGAGUUUGAGUUUUUGACGAAAGAUCCAUCUGAAAAGCACGAUGCCUACAUGGAAGGUAAACCAUGUGCACUGGAGAUAAUGAAGGGAGAGUGUCCAUCAGAUCGUGCUACAUUCCUCGAAGAAAAUUAUAGUCAAAUGAUAAAAUUGUUGACUGAAAAACCGAAUGACAACAUCACAUGCACUGCUCCAUACUUCCAAUUGGAGGCAAUUGAAUGCAAUGCUCACAAACAUGCUCUUCAAUUAGAGAUGCAGGAUCAAACUGGAGUGAAAGAGACACAUGAUGGAGCAGUGAAGGUGUUAAAGAUGUGUAAAGAUGCACAGGCUUGCAUCAAAAACGCGUGCAAAUUCACUUCCAUCGAACGAGACGAAAUCAAGAACAGCUGCGACGUGCUCGAACUCACCACAUCUGACUUCACGGUUUGUAUGAACAAAAUCAACAAAGAGAAGCCGGACCUCUCGAAAUACGAAUGCCUCAAUGAUCAUGAUUUUUAUAGCAAAGAUUCCACUGUGAUUUGUGAGAGAUGGAAGAAUAAGAGGGAGUGUAUGAGACAAGUGACGGAGGAUAUUUGUGGAAAGGAUGUGAUGAAGAAUGAUGAGAAAACGUUGAAAAGCUUUUUGAAUAAUUUGAAAUGUGACGAAUGA